Molecule: messenger RNA, 955 nt
Organism: Drosophila miranda
Lineage: Eukaryota; Metazoa; Arthropoda; Insecta; Diptera; Drosophilidae
Product: translationally-controlled tumor protein homolog
Exons: 1
Coding region: 129-647 (172 amino acids)
Cellular component (GO): cytoplasm
Molecular function (GO): calcium ion binding
Source: RefSeq, a predicted model, not a curated record
ACUCUCUUUCUUUUUGCUCGAAAUAGCGCGUGGCACGUUGUUCCCGCGGUCCCGGUUCGGUGCAGUUAUAAUAGCAGAUUUGCAAGGAGUUUAAACGCCAUCUUUUCGCCAAUCCAACACCAGCAAUCAUGAAAAUCUUCAAGGAUAUCAUCACCGGGGACGAGAUGUUCGCCGACACCUACAAAAUCAAGCUGGUCGAUGACGUAGUCUACGAGGUGUAUGGCAAGCUGAUCAGCCGUGAGGGCAGCGAAAUUAAACUCGAUGGUGCCAAUGCAUCUGCCGAGGAGGCCGAUGAAGGCACAGAUACCAACGUUGAGUCCGGUGUCGAUGUGGUGCUGAAUCAUCGUCUGGUGGAAUGCUUUGCAUUCGGCGACAAGAAAUCGUACACCCUCUACCUGAAGGACUACAUGAAGAAGGUGUUGGCCAAGCUGGCGGAGAAGUCUCCCGACCAGGUCGAUGUCUUCAAGACCAACAUGAACAAAGCCAUGAAGGACAUCUUGGGCCGCUUCAAGGAGCUGCAGUUCUUCACCGGCGAGUCCAUGGACUGCGACGGCAUGGUCGCCCUGGUCGAGUACCGCGAAAUCGAUGGCCAGAGCAUUCCAGUGCUCAUGUUCUUCAAGCACGGUCUCGAGGAGGAGAAGUGCUAAGCUCUGAGUGUGCGUGUCUAGAUUUUUUUUCUGCAUGGGGAGACCAUCGAAGACCUCCAACCUCAGGCCCUCAGCCACGGCCACAAAGAAGCAACGCUCCAUGCAGCAGACGCACAGGAAUGGGGCAUCAUCACCGGCCCCCCGCCCAGCCCAACCAGAGGAACAUACUCAUGCAUACCUUCUAUAUAUUUAUCCGAUAAUUAGUUACAAUUUUGAAAGUCCUAAAUUUAUGUUACACUGCUGACGAAUCCCCUGUACCGAGCGAUGCGAUUUUAUUUGAUUUAUUAAGUACAACAAAAUUUUCUAUA